AUGAAGACGCUCGCCAGCUCCAUCCAUGCUACACCAUGCCCGUUGCCGGUGCCAUCGUCAUUUCGGGCUAAAGUCAAUGUUGCCUCUCCUGGUCAAAGGCCCGAGUCACCACCUCAAGCCGUGCCCACGAAGGAGGAAUCCUGCUUCAAGCCGGUGGACUGGGGUGAGCUGGUGUCCUCGUGGCCGACUCCCUUCCCUCUCGAAAAUGGAGGUUCCCGCUCGCCUGCUAUCAGCAUUGGUGAUGACGAAGGGGAGUACCCGCUGACACUGAAGGAGGAUGCCGCUGACGAGGAGAUGCAGGAGCCAGAGCUGGGGUAG
Messenger RNA from Closterium sp. Naga37s-1, 318 nucleotides. The record is from the annotation of a GenBank genome assembly. NCBI's taxonomy places the organism in Eukaryota, Viridiplantae, Streptophyta, Zygnematophyceae, Desmidiales, Closteriaceae.